CCCCCUCCGGGCUUUCGCCCGCCCUCUCUCCCUCCCUUUCUUUGCUCGCUCUGGCCCUGCCCCUGCCCCCUCCUCUCAGCCCCUCCGCGCCCGGGGUGUCAUUGGGCCCGGGAGACGCUAGCCAACUUCAGGCUGUUCAGAGGAAGCCCGUGCAGUCACCUGGGUGCAAGAGCGUUGCUGCCUCGGGCUCUCCCGCUGCAGGGAGAGCGGCACUUGCUGGCCUGGAUGUGGUUGGAUUUAGGGGGGCUCCGCAGCAGGGGUGUCGUGGCGGUGGCAAGUGCUGCAACAGGUAGACGGCGAGAGACGGACCCCGGCCGAGGCAGUUAUGGAGACCAAAGGCUACCACAAUCUCCCUGAAGGUCUAGAUAUGGAAAGACGGUGGGGUCAAGUUUCUCAGACCAUGGAGCAUUCUUCUCUGGGGCCUACAGAGAAGACCAAUGAGAAUAACUACAUGGAGAUUGUCAAUGUAAGCUGUGUUUCCGGUGCUAUUCCAAACAACAGUAUGCAAGGGAGCAGCAAAGAAAAACACGAACUACUCCCUUGCCUUCAGCAAGACAGUAAUCGGUCUGGGAUUUUAACAUCUGACAUUAAAACUGAGCUGGAAUCUAAGGAACUUUCAGCAACUGUAGCUGAGUCCAUGGGUUUGUACAUGGAUUCCGUAAGAGAUGCUGACUACCCCUACGAUCCGCAGAACCAACAAGGAAGCAUGAGUCCAGCUAAGAUUUAUCAAAACGUCGAACAGCUGGUGAAAUUCUACAAAGAGAACGGUCAUCGUCCUUCCAGUCUGAGUAGUGUGAACAGGCCCUUGAGAUCAUUCAUGUCUGACUCUGGGAGCUCCGUGAAUGGUGGGGUGAUGCGCGCCUUGGUUAAAAGCCCUAUCAUGUGUCAUGAGAAAAGCCCGUCUGUUUGCAGCCCUCUGAACAUGACAUCUUCGGUCUGCAGCCCUGCUGGCAUCAACUCCGUGUCCUCCACCACAGCCAGCUUUGGCAGUUUUCCAGCGCACAGCCCUGUCACCCAGGGGACUCCUCUGACAUGUUCCCCUAAUGUUGAAAAUCGAGGCUCCAGGUCACACAGCCCCGCACACGCUAGCAACGUCGGCUCUCCGCUCUCAAGUCCAUUAAGUAGCAUGAAAUCCCCCAUUUCCAGCCCUCCGAGUCACUGCAGCGUAAAAUCUCCAGUCUCCAGUCCUAAUAACGUCACUCUGAGAUCCUCCGUGUCUAGCCCUGCAAACAUCAACAACUCAAGGUGCUCUGUUUCCAGCCCAUCCAACACCAACAACAGAUCCACGCUUUCCAGCCCGGCAGCCAGUACUGUGGGAUCUAUCUGUAGCCCUGUAAACAAUGCCUUCAGCUAUGCUGCUUCUGGCACCUCUGCUGGAUCCAGCGUGAGCCGGGAUGUGGUUCCCAGUCCGGACACACACGAGAAAGGUGCUCAGGAGGUCCCCUUUCCUAAGACUGAGGAAGUAGAGAGUGCCAUCUCAAAUGGUGUGACUGGCCAACUUGACAUUGUCCAGUACAUAAAACCAGAACCAGACGGAGCUUUUAGCAGCUCAUGUCUAGGAGGAAAUAGCAAAAUACACUCUGAUUCCCCUUUCUCAGUCCCAAUAAAACAAGAGUCAACCAAGCAUUCAUGUUCAGGCGCCUCGUUUAAAGGGAAUCCAACAGUGAACCCGUUUCCAUUUAUGGAUGGCUCAUAUUUUUCCUUUAUGGAUGAUAAAGAUUAUUAUUCUCUAUCAGGAAUUUUAGGACCACCUGUGCCCGGCUUUGAUGGUAACUGUGAAGGCAGUGGAUUCCCAAUGGGGAUUAAACAGGAACCGGAUGAUGGGAGCUAUUACCCCGAGGCCAGCAUCCCUUCCUCUGCCAUUGUUGGUGUGAAUUCAGGUGGGCAGUCCUUUCACUACAGGAUUGGUGCUCAAGGUACAAUAUCUCUGUCACGAUCAGCUAGAGACCAAUCUUUCCAACACCUGAGUUCCUUUCCUCCUGUCAAUACUUUAGUGGAGUCCUGGAAAUCACACGGUGAUCUGUCAUCUAGAAGAAGUGAUGGAUAUCCGGUCUUAGAAUACAUUCCAGAAAGCGUAUCAAGCUCUACUUUGCGAAGUGUCUCUACUGGAUCCUCAAGACCUUCCAAAAUAUGUUUGGUGUGUGGGGAUGAGGCUUCGGGAUGUCACUAUGGGGUAGUAACCUGUGGCAGCUGCAAAGUUUUCUUCAAAAGAGCAGUGGAAGGGCAACAUAACUAUUUAUGUGCUGGAAGAAAUGAUUGCAUUAUUGAUAAGAUUCGAAGAAAGAAUUGUCCUGCCUGCAGACUUCAGAAGUGUCUUCAAGCUGGAAUGAAUUUGGGAGCUCGAAAGUCAAAGAAGUUGGGAAAAUUAAAAGGGAUUCACGAGGAACAGCCACAGCAGCAGCCCCCACCGCCACCCCCACCUCCCCAGAGCCCCGAGGAGGGGACGACAUACAUCGCUCCCGCAAAAGAGCCCUCGGUCAACACCGCGCUGGUCCCUCAGCUCUCCACGAUUUCCCGAGCACUCACGCCUUCCCCCGCUAUGGUCCUUGAAAACAUUGAACCUGAAAUUGUGUACGCAGGCUAUGACAGCUCAAAACCAGAUACUGCUGAAAAUCUGCUCUCCACUCUCAACCGCCUAGCCGGCAAACAGAUGAUUCAAGUCGUGAAGUGGGCAAAGGUACUUCCAGGAUUUAAAAACUUGCCUCUUGAGGACCAAAUUACCCUAAUCCAGUAUUCGUGGAUGUGUCUGUCAUCAUUUGCCUUGAGCUGGAGAUCGUACAAACAUACGAACAGCCAAUUUCUCUAUUUUGCACCAGACCUAGUCUUUAAUGAAGAGAAGAUGCAUCAGUCUGCCAUGUACGAACUGUGCCAGGGGAUGCACCAAAUCAGCCUUCAGUUCGUCCGACUGCAGCUUACCUUUGAAGAGUACACCAUAAUGAAAGUCUUGCUGCUACUGAGCACAAUUCCAAAGGAUGGACUCAAAAGCCAGGCUGCAUUUGAAGAAAUGAGGACAAAUUACAUCAAAGAGCUGAGGAAGAUGGUAACUAAGUGUCCCAACAAUUCUGGGCAGAGCUGGCAGAGGUUCUACCAACUGACCAAGCUUCUGGACUCCAUGCAUGACCUGGUGAGUGACUUGUUGGAAUUCUGCUUCUACACCUUCCGAGAGUCCCAGGCCCUGAAGGUGGAGUUCCCCGCCAUGCUGGUGGAGAUCAUCAGCGACCAGCUGCCCAAGGUGGAGUCCGGGAAUGCCAAGCCGCUUUACUUCCACAGGAAAUGACGGGAGCCGUCCUGCCAGGAGAACUUUGCCUUAAGUUUCCCCGUGUUAUUCCACACCCACGAAGGACCCAAGGAAUCCUAUUUUUCACAUGUGGUGGUUGAUUCACACUUGUUCAGCAGCUGGUCAAGUUUAAAAUCAUGUCGGGGGUUUGGAGCCGGGAAAGCUGUUUGACCUGGAUUUCACCAGACCUGAGCAGUCUCUAAAGGACUCGUCCCUCUCCAGUCCCCAGCGCUUAGAAACACGUUCCUGUUCCUCUGGAUGAAAAGCCAUAUCUAGUCAAUAACUCUCUGAUUUUGAUAUUUUAACAGAUGGAAGUUUUAACCAUGCCAUGUAGUUUCUGGUAUCGUUCGCUUGUUUUAAAAGGGUUCAAGGACUAACGAACUUUUUAAAGCUUACCCUUGGUUUGCACAUAAAACGUAUAGUCAAUAUGGGGCAUUAAUAUUCUUUUGUUAUUUAAAAAACACAAAAAAAAAGAAAGAAAAAAUAUAUACAGAUUCCUGUUGUGUAAUAACAGAACCCGUGGCGUGGAACAGCGGCCCCCUGCUGCCCACGUCCUUCUGCAUCGCUGGUAUACACGCUUGUUAGCGUCCAUUUAUUAUUUAAUUAGGGUGGAUAAGAUGUUAAAACAAAAUGCCUUGGUUUCAAUUUCUAGUAUCUAUUGUGUUGGCUUUACAAAUAAUUUUUUGCAGUCUUUUGCUGUGCUGUACAUUACUGUAUGUAUAAAUUGUGAAGGACCCGAAAUAAGGUAUAAGGAACUUUUGUAAAUGAGACACAUACAAAAAAAAAAAAAAAUCUUUAAUGGUUAAUAGGAUGAAUGGGAAAGUAUUUUUGAAAGAAUUCUAUUUUGCUGGAGACUAUUUAAGUACUAUCUUUGUCUAAACACACAAGGUAAAAAAACCUUUUUUUUUUUUGUAAAGUGAAAUGUUCUGCAUGCGUAAUGAACCGUUUACAGUGUAUUUAAGAAAGGGAAAGCUGUGCCUUUUUUAGCUUCAUAUCUAAUUUACCAUUUUACAGUCUCUGUUGUAAAUAACCACACUUUAAACCUCUUCGGUUGUCUUUAAGCCUUUCUACUUUUUCUGUAUUUUCUGUUUUGUUCUUGGUCUCCUGCCUGGGGUGUUUAUAGGACUCAAGCACGUUUUCUGGCUUCCGUCUGGUUCCCCACGCCAUCGGGAAACGGCAAGCUGUGGUGUCUGCAGCUCCUGGAAGGGGCCUUUGAUGCCACACAUGAGAGAGAAGGUCCUGGGAGUGCGAGAGCUUUAGCAAAGCUUCCUCGCUCCCCUUUCCCUCUGGAGGCAGAAUCAGCUCCAGGAGAGCACAUUUCAGAAAAUCCCAUGUCCUCCUGUGGCAAAAAUAAAAUUCCACACAUGCUUGUCAAAGAUCAGCUAUUCCCUUCUGGUCUUGGAAAGGGGUUCUGCCCUCCUGGAACCGGUCACGGGAACACACACUAUCACGGCAGGGUGAUCCACUCGGCAAGGUUCAGUCUGAACGGCGUGGAGACCAGGAGGUAAUUAGAGGGGUUUUAGAUUUUUAAAAGGUAGGUUUUAAACAUAAAUUUUAUACAUAAACGGUUUUGGAGAUUAAAAAAAAAAACACUACAGAUCACAUAAGCAAGACAGUGGCACUAAAAUUUUUAAUUCAUUAAUCUGUUUGGCACUGAUACAAUUUAUGGCUUUUUCCUUACCCCAAAUCACAAACAUAUAUAUACGUGUAUAUAUAUAUUUUUUUUUCUUUGGGGAAACUAACAAUAUGAUUGCACUAAAUACUUUGAAUAGAAGCCAAAUUAAUCUUUUAAAAGUAAUGCUAAUCAUCAGCUCAGUGAAAUCAUUUUCCCAAACCUAAAAAAAACCACCGCUGGAGAAGCCCAGGGCCAGGAGAAAGCAGCCAUCAGAUCAACACUUUUCUCCAGGGUUCACCAUGCAGGCAACAUUACCUUGUCUUUCAGAAGACACCUGCCUUCUGCAAGGGGAAACCUGUGAAAGCUGCACUCAGAGGGAGGAGUUGUUCUUACAUAAUUUGCAAUUUCAGGAAUUUAAUUUUUAGGCAGAUCUUUAAAUACCGUCAACUUACAUGCACAGCAAUAUGAAAGCCACACUUUGAAGGUGAUAAAUACACAGCAUGCAGACUGGGGGUUUCUGGAAAAGAAAUGGCUUACAAAAGCAGCCUUUAGUUCCGACUUACCUUUUUAUAAAAUUUGGAGUUUUGACGUAACCAGAGUUGGGAUGGAGACGGUCUGCAUCAGCUUUUUGUAUUAACAAAGUUACUGGCUCUCUGUGUGUCUCCAGGUAACUUUGCUUGAUUAAACAGCAAAGCCAUAUUCUGAAUUCACUGUUGAAUGCCUGUCCCAGUCCAAAUUGUCUGUCUGCUCUUAUUUUUGUACCAUAUCGCUCUUAAAAAAUCUUGGUUUGGUACAAUUCAUAAUUCACCAAAACUUCAUAUAAUUAAAAAAAAAACACUAAAUUAGUUCGAAAUGAAGCAAUUUAUAUCUUUAUGCAAAAACAUAUGUCUGUCUUUGCAAAGGACUGUAAGCAAAUUACAAUAAAUCCUUUACUUUAAUCA
Otolemur garnettii (small-eared galago) is the source of this 5833-nucleotide messenger RNA. It is a transcript of the gene NR3C2, whose product is annotated as nuclear receptor subfamily 3 group C member 2. The record is from RefSeq and is a predicted model, not a curated record. Gene Ontology annotation, molecular function: DNA-binding transcription factor activity; zinc ion binding; sequence-specific DNA binding. Gene Ontology annotation, biological process: regulation of DNA-templated transcription. The transcript is spliced from 9 exons. Bases 326 to 3277 code for a protein of 983 amino acids. NCBI's taxonomy places the organism in Eukaryota, Metazoa, Chordata, Mammalia, Primates, Galagidae.